Messenger RNA from Quercus robur (English oak), 507 nucleotides. RefSeq names its product probable amidase At4g34880. Lineage: Eukaryota; Viridiplantae; Streptophyta; Magnoliopsida; Fagales; Fagaceae. The coding region runs from base 1 to 507 and encodes 168 amino acids. The transcript has 2 exons. The record is from RefSeq and is a predicted model, not a curated record.
AUGAUCUUUGAUUAUAAAGCGAGUGGUGAAGAAAUUGCAUUGUUGGCAGAGUUCAAAAUAUCGUUAAAUGCAUACUUGAGAGAGCUAGUAUCUUCUCCAGUUCGAACCAUGGCUGAUGUGAUAGCCUUCAACAACAAAAACCCGAAAUUGGAAAUGAUCAAUGAAAUUGACCAAGAUCACUUUUUAAGUGCGGAAGCCACAAAAGGAAUUGGAAAAGUUGAGAAGGCAGCAUUGUCAAAUUUAGCAAGACUGUCAAAAGAUGGAUUUGAGAAGUUGAUGACAAAUAAUAAGCUAGAUGCCUUGGUGACUCCUAGUUACUAUGCUUCUAGUGUCCUUGCAAUUGGUGGUUUCCCAGGAGUAAGUGUUCCAGCAGGAUAUGACACAACAGGGGAGCCAUUUGGCAUUUGCUUUGGGGGGCUAAAAGGUUCAGAGCCAAAGCUGAUUGAGAUUGCAUAUGGCUUUGAGCAAGCAAAAAAGAUCAGGAGGCCUCCUCUAUUCAUGCCUUGA